AUGUCUAAUCGAUUGGAGUCCUUGAAUUCGAAAAAGACUCCAGCGACUCCUUCGCCAAAGGUUUCUUUGAAGUUCAAACCUAAAGUAGUUCCAAGAAAAAGUAAAGAAGAAAGAGCCAAAGAUGCUCCCAUACAAGUGAAAGAAGAGAAUUCAGGCAGAGGCACAUCAUCCAGAGGUCGUGGUUCUACAAGAGGCCGAGGUAGAGGUGGGCGUAAUAACUAUGCUGGUACACAUGUUGUUUCUUCUGGACCUUUGGCUUCUGGUUCAGUUUCUUUGGGAAAUGCAAGCGGCUCUAAAUUAGGGUUAACUAGAGACAAAGUUUACAAUUCAAUUUCAUCUACUCCAGAAUUCAUACAAAAGUUGAAACUUCAAGAUAAGACUAAAUCCCUUAGUCCGGAUGCAGAGGAAGAUUCGGAUGAAGAUCGUGAUAUAACCAAGAUAGAUAUGACUAAGAAAUAUAGAUUUGGAGAAGAAGAAAGUCAAUUCUUACCAGUAAGACCAGAAAGAGAUGAUCCAGAUUACGAAUCAAAAGAAAUACAACCACAAGAGUCACGAGAAAGUACAGCAUCUAUAGAAGAGGUUUCUGCCGUGAAGAAAGAACCUACUGAGGAUACCGAUAAUAUGGUGGAACAAAAUUCGACUCCUAUGGAACCAGCUUUGUCAUCCAUUAACAUAGUAGAAGAAACAGAGUCUGAUAAAUUAAUAAAAGAUCAUAAGGAUAUAUUGGGCUUACUUGCAUAUAAAUUCGCAAACUUACGUACAGAUUCCGAAACACCUGAAAUCAGUGAUGUUCCAGAUGAUAAAUUUGUGUUAUUUCAAUUACCAAAGAUCUUACCAAAGUAUCAACUCAAAACAACAGUCAAAUCAGAAAAUCAAUCCAAUGGUCACUCUACCCCAUCUGAAACCAUACAGGGUGAAAUAGGAAAGUUGAAUAUUCAUAAAUCAGGUAAAAUAUCUAUAAAUAUUGGUAAUGAUAUUAAUCUAUCUGUUGCCAAUGGAGCUCCUACCAGCUUCCUUCAAGAACUUGUUGUUUUAAACUUGGUAGAUGACAGUAUUGACGACGAUGUCGAAAUGUCCAACGAAGAUGGAAUAAAGGUCAAGGGUAGUUUAGUCAGAUUGGGUGAAGUUGAUGGUAAAAUCAUUGCCACUCCUUCCUUGGAUUAA
Messenger RNA from Scheffersomyces coipomensis, 1164 nucleotides. RefSeq names its product DNA-directed RNA polymerase III subunit (gene RPC53). Gene Ontology annotation, biological process: tRNA transcription by RNA polymerase III. The transcript has a single exon. Lineage: Eukaryota; Fungi; Ascomycota; Pichiomycetes; Serinales; Debaryomycetaceae. Gene Ontology annotation, cellular component: RNA polymerase III complex. Gene Ontology annotation, molecular function: DNA binding. Bases 1 to 1164 code for a protein of 387 amino acids. The record is from RefSeq and is a predicted model, not a curated record.